This is a messenger RNA of Drosophila novamexicana, 3739 nucleotides long. RefSeq lists its product as uncharacterized. Gene Ontology annotation, cellular component: nucleus. The coding region runs from base 291 to 2618 and encodes 775 amino acids. The record is from RefSeq and is a predicted model, not a curated record. The transcript is spliced from 5 exons. NCBI's taxonomy places the organism in Eukaryota, Metazoa, Arthropoda, Insecta, Diptera, Drosophilidae. Gene Ontology annotation, molecular function: DNA-binding transcription factor activity, RNA polymerase II-specific; RNA polymerase II cis-regulatory region sequence-specific DNA binding. Gene Ontology annotation, biological process: central nervous system development; regulation of transcription by RNA polymerase II.
AACCAUUAGGCAUAAGUUUAGAACUUGAGGCGGACGUUGAUGAGUUAGCGGCAGCAACAACAACAACAACAACAACGUACACGUUGCUGCAGGAGGUGCCGGCACAGACGACGCAUACAGACAACGACAAAAUAGUUGACAUAGCUGACGACGCGGCGUUGUUCACACUGAGACCGCUCGCAAGUGCACCCCUGUUGCUAACCAGCACCAACACCAAUACCACCUCAGACACAGCAUCAUCCACAGCCACACCCACACCCACACCCACACCCACACCCAUAGCCAUAGCCAUGCCCAUAAAUUCAUCACAGCACACAACAACAACAACAGCAGCAACAGCAACAAAUGCAGCAGCUGUCGACACAUACAAUCUGGAUGACAUUUGCUUUACUCUGGAAUAUCAGUUUCAAAAUCAAAAGCUCGUUCAGGUGCAGCCACCUACAGUGGUGUCCUUCAGCAUGAUACCGGCAAGCGAAGAACUACCACCACCAACAACAACAACAACUGGCAGCGACAACAACAACUCUACACCAACUCCUACUGCUACUACUACAACUGCAUAUUUCACUCUCGGGACGAGCUUUAUCGAAGAUCGAACCGAGCCAGAUGAGGAGGAUGACUUGGUACACUGCAUCCAUCCGGGCGCACUGCACAAGGACCCCGACGAGGAUCAGCUGAUGGCGAUGGCGUACGAGAGCUCGGACGAAGCUCUGAGCCGUUACAAAUGCAACUACGAGAACUGUUAUCGCAGCUACAGCACCAUCGGGAAUCUGCGUACGCAUUUAAAAACACACACAGGUGACUACAGCUUCAAGUGUACGGAGGAGGGCUGCAACAAGGCAUUUCUCACCUCGUACAGCCUGAAAAUCCAUGUGCGCGUCCACACCAAGGUAAAGCCCUACGAGUGCGAGGUGUCCGGCUGUGAUAAGGCCUUCAACACGCGAUACAGAUUGCACGCCCACCUGCGUCUGCACAAUGGCGAGACGUUCAAUUGCGAAAUGUGCCAGAAGUGCUUCACGACGCUCAGCGACCUGAAGAAGCAUAUGCGCACCCAUACCCAGGAGCGUCCGUACAAGUGCCCGGAGGACGAUUGCGGCAAGGCCUUUACGGCGUCGCAUCAUUUGAAGACGCAUCGGCGCACGCACACCGGCGAGAAGCCGUAUCCCUGCCAGGAGGACAGCUGCCAGAAGUCGUUCAGCACCUCGCACAGCCUGAAGUCGCACAAGAAGACGCAUCUCAACAAGAUCAAGAAGAAGUCGAAGCGUGCACAGAAAUUACUGCUCGAGCAGCAGCAGCAGCAGCGGGAGCAGCAGCAGGGGGAGCUACAAGAGACAGACAUGGUGCUGCUCAAUCCGGGCAGCCAGAGCUCGGAGAACACGAGCAACGACAGCGGCGUUGUCCUGCAACAGCUGUCGAAUGUGUUUAUGCUGCCGGAGACAUCGCAGGCAUAUCCGCUGUCCUAUGCCGCCGAGGAGGAGCUGCCCAGUCCCUGGAUCGAUGCCGGCGUGCUCGUCUCCAAGCCCAUCAUGGCCAGCGCACCUUUGACCGAUGCCUGCGUGGCGCUGCCCACCGAAAUGCCCAGCUUUGUGGAUCUGAAGGCGAACUUUGGCAGCGCCGUCAGCGGCAACAUGGAGGAGCUAGCAGCGCCGCUGGACGUGGAUAUGUUGAACAGCACAAACGUGGAGGCGACAAAUGUGGCCAGCUCGGCGCUGCCCACGCUCGAGCUGAAUCCGCAGAACAUUGAGGAGCUGCUCAGAGAUGAUAGCUAUGACAACGACGAGGACAUGGAGACCGAAUCGCUGCUCAACGAUAUACUCAUGACCAUUGACAACAACAGCGCCCUGCUCCAGGCGACGCUGCAUCAGGCCUCGCAGGUGCCCAACGAUGCCUCCGGCCUUGUCGAGCUGGACAUACGGGACAAUAAGCCAACGCUCAAGCAGAUCACAGCAGAUGCGGGCAUCUGCAAUUGCACCAACUGCAAGUGUGAUCAGACCAAGAGCUGUCAUGGCGGCGAUUGCGGCGGCGCCUCCUCCUCCAGCUCCACGCCGAAGGCCAAGCCAAUUACGACCACGACGACAGCAGCAGCCAGCUCCCAUGGCAAGCGCAUAUGCGGCAGCGCCGCCAGCAAAAAAGUGAGUAAACGCGAAGCGGAAAUGAAUCAAAACAUCGAGGAUGUUGCUUUGCUGCUCCAGAAUCUGGCCUCCAUGAGCGGCGGCUGCGGCGUUGCUGCCAAGCCAGCGGCGCCUGCAGCUGCCGGCGGCUGUGGUUGCGUAGCAACAGGAGGCGCCUGUUGUGCUCCUGCUCCUGCUCCGCCGGUGCCUCCAGCAGCUGCCGGCGGCUGCUGCUCGAGCAACAAGCCCGCAGCUCCGGCUGCCGGCGGCUGCUGCAGCACGCCGCCUGCGGCCAGCGCCAGCUGCUGUUCGGUUAAGGCGCAGCCGCCGCCUGCAGUGAUCAGCGGCAGCGCCGCUCUGAAGAGCAGCUCCUGCACAUGCAAGAGUCCCGCUGAGGGCGUGGCCAAUGGCUGUUGUGUCGUCAUCUGCAUGAAAACGCUGCAAGCCCUGCGCAAAGUUCUGACGCGCCGGAACCUCAACCUAAUGCUUUGCCCGCAGCAGAAUUAAAUAAGGCCGCCGCCAGCAACAACAAUAAUUUUUACAACAACAACAAAGCCCAAAGUGUACCCCGAGCAGUGUUGCCAAGUGUCACUAAAAAAAAUGAAAAAAAUGUAGCUGCAUCCAAUGUUGAAAAUAGCCGAAAGCAGGGCUGUUAGUGCACUUGCCAAAAAAUGGCGAUCAGCUUAAAAUGAAAACUCCAAUGUUGUAAAAAGCCCGAAGUAGCUGAAAGCAGGGUCGUUAGUGCACUUGCCAAAAAAUGGCGGUCAGCUUAAAAUUUAAACUGUUGGCCAAUUUUAGCUGGAAAAUAGCUAAAUUGACAAACCAAAGCUUUAAACGUAUAACCAAGUAUUGUAUUGUGCCUAUGAGAAAGUAUUCCACGUAAAAAAAAGAAGAAAAUUACAAUUAUAUUGUUAUUGUUGUUGUUAGUUGUUAAAUAAAAACAAAUGCAAAACCCAACGUCGGCUGGCCGCGCUUCGAAACUUAAACAAAAGCCGCCUACACUAAAACAAUCAAACUUAAUUCAAAUACAAUUAUUGCCGCUUUAACUCUAACGCUUAAGAUCUUAUAAGUAAUACUGCAGGCACCAAACUUUUAACACCUGUAUAAAAUGUUACAAUUGCUUAAACAAAACAAAAUUAAAUCAAAGUUACCUUCGGCACGCCGAAGUUGAAAUGCUCUUGCAGUUAGGCUUGAUAGCAAAUUCUUAGCUUUCUUUGAAAGUAGAACAGUUCGUAAAGCAUAAAACUAUUUUUGGUCAAACUUUAAUCCGUUUUUUUGUCAAACUAUUAAAAGUUUAAGACAAUUUAUAAGUGCUCAAUUUAAAUAAAGUUCUUAAAACACAAAAGAACUUUUUGAUUAUGAACAAAACUUUUGCCUAAUUUGACAUUUGGCAGCUAUAUCCGAUUCCGAGCUAUAUUCUAUCUGAUCAGGCACAUAUAUGCAUACAUACCCUAUGAUUUUGUCGCCUUUGGAGCGUUACACAACACUCGUCACAUAGUACUUAUGCACACUGCAAGGGUAGAGCAGCAAACACUUAACCAAAAGGCCUUGAAUUCAACAUGAAUUGCUUUAUAUACGACUACUUUAUGUAUACACUAUAUAUAUUUUAUAACAACUGUAUAAAGUCG